Molecule: messenger RNA, 1636 nt
Organism: Carcharodon carcharias (great white shark)
Lineage: Eukaryota; Metazoa; Chordata; Chondrichthyes; Lamniformes; Lamnidae
Product: ciliary neurotrophic factor-like
Exons: 2
Coding region: 118-723 (201 amino acids)
Biological process (GO): negative regulation of neuron apoptotic process; ciliary neurotrophic factor-mediated signaling pathway
Molecular function (GO): ciliary neurotrophic factor receptor binding
Source: RefSeq, a predicted model, not a curated record
UAGGGACAUAAACACGCAGACACACGCACACAUACAGAUAAACACACAGACACACACACAGAGUUCUCACUGCCCAGAGCUAUAAGCAAACACUGCUGGCAAGAGCCAGGCAAAGUGAUGGCAGCACGAUCAUUGCUGGGAACAGCGAGAGUUCACAGGAACACACUAAUCGAGACUUUAAAGAGCUGCAUUGAACUCGGAAGGAACCUCAGACCCAAGGCAGAUGAAACCGUGAGAUUAUAUGAUCAAUGCCAGGGCUUGACAGACAAGAUGACCAGCGGCCUGACCUUGUUGGAGACGGACGGGAUCCCCCUGGCCGGCACCAGCCGCUGGGCUGAGCUCUCCGAUCAGGAGCGGCUAAGCGAGAACUUCUGCGCCUACAAGAUCUUCAGCAGCUACCUGCGACUGGCCCUGAAGAACGUGCCCGACUGCACCCGGUACCCGCGGCUGCCUGAGUCCAUGAUGGACCUGUGCACCAAGGCCGAGAGCUUCCUGGUGCUCAUCAGCCAGCUGAUGAUGGCCAUGGGCUUGCCCGUGCCCUCAGUGAGGGUGCCCCAGGUCAACGCGCCCAAGGACUGGGACAAGAAAGUCUGGGGCCACAAGAUGCUGCGGGAGCUGGACAACUGGGCGCUCCGAUCUGUGCGCGACUUCAACAAGCUGAAGACCAACCUGUCGGCCAGCCGCUCCCGGAGGAGGCACCUGCAGGGGGCGCAGAUGAGGUAAGAGGCCUGGCCGGCGGAAGAGAGGGGAAAGCACCGACCAGAGGCCCAGCCGACCUUCGACCUCUGACCCCCAACCCCUCCACCCCGGAGGAGCAAGCCCAAGGAGAUAAAGCCAUACACCCAGACGUGCCCAGACUCUCGCAACCCAUGUACCUGCUGCCGUCUCUCUCUCUCUCUCUCUUGCGCGCGUGUGCAUUCGCAUCUUCCUUCCCCCCAUCAUCCUCCCCAUCCGACAUUCCAGAGCACAGAACCCAGGACUGAAGGAAUGCUGCACCAUCGGAGUUGCUGUUCAUCGGAGGGGGUUGAGACAUUGAGCCGGAGUUCCCAUCUGCCCUCUCAGGUUGGACGUCAAUGAUCCCGACAGUCACGGUUGGGAAAAGGACAGUCGGGGUUGGGAAUGUGGUGGGCGGUGGGUGACAGGGGAGAUCUCCCAGUGUCCCUGGACCCCACCAUCCCCGAUAUUUACCCCUCAGCCAUGGAAAAGUAAACGUCAGGUCGUUUAUCACCUUGGCCGUUUUGUGGAAGCCAUUUGCAGGGAAAUUUGUCCAAAGACAGGGACCCUUCAGCAUGAAGCAAACGCACCUCAUUGGCUGUGAAGCAUUACCUGGAGGUUCCCCCCGAGGAUGGGAUAGGCACUAUGGAAACGGGAGUCCUUGUGAGUGUGUCGCGUGACCAAUCUGGGGAGCUUCACGCAACCAAAGGGAAUCGCCUAGAAACGAGGGAACAAGUAACCCUUCCACGUCUGCACCACCUUUUGACCUAAACCAGAUGUCCCGCCAGUGCCAAACCUUUGAGGGUAAAAAAAAAGGGGUUUUGUUGCAGUUACGCGUCUUCGCCGCUAGAUGUCGCUAGCCCACUGCCCAGUGAAAUGCCCUGUAGUAUCCGGCACCGGCCACAUCUGGUGGUGGAACAGC